CAUGUCACACGCUUGUAAAAAGACAGCUCGCUCGACCCGAUCUGUCGACCCGGCUUGACUACGUCCAUUGUAAAACUGUACUUUUUACUUCUUUUCUCUUUCCUCUUAAUCUAAUCCUAUAUAUCCGUUUAUUUUUAAGUGCGGAACGAAAGCAUAACGCAGUGCAGGGAACAUAGGAUGUCGUGCAUCGCACUGUAAAACUGUUCGCGCGCAAGCGCAACUUGCCGGUAAUGUCGAAUAGACCGACUCUUUUCCUUCUCUCUUUCUCCCCCAUCGUGCGUUAGAUAAUCCUCGCGUCGAGGGAAACGUACUUCGAGCGUGACGCCGGCCGCGGAGAAUGUGCCGCGCGAUCACGCUUGUCGACGCGUUUUGCCACACCUGUCUCUCUAUCGCGAGUCCUCCGUCGUGUAUGCGUCGCGAUUUCCGUGAGAUCGACGCAUAUUCGACGGAAUGCCAGUGAACGCGUCUGCGGCUUCGCCGGCCCGCUGCUCCGUAGUAAGAUACUCCUCUACGAACCGUAACUUAAGUCAUUGACGAGUCGCGUUCCAUUAGCGUACACCAAGCAAACGUCGACUCAAAUACUCAAUAUACAACGCGCACAGAUCAGUUAUCAACGAAGCGAAAGGGAAAGUUCCAACAAAGGCAGAGAAGGAUCCCUAUAACGUAUUAUUUUAUGUUACACCGUAUGCAACAAUUCUCAAAGUUAUUGAUGAGUCUUAGGUAAAUUGGGUAAACGAUAUAAGAAGAACGAAGUUCAAAGAUGGUACGCGUUAUAACGGUGCACAAUUUCCUGGGGCAAAAUGUCGUCCAGAUCGAGGAACCAACGGCGACGUGCACAGCCAUCAGCCAGGGACAGGAGAUGCUCCUGCUGGCGUUGCCCACGCACUGUGUGGAGGUAUGGGAAUUAAUGAAUUCGGACGUCAGGCUGCGCACUAUUUUUCCCACGGUGGACAUAAUCAAUCAAAUGGUGCACUGUGCCAAGGGAGAUUACGUUGUGACGCUGGAAUCAAAAUAUCUCAGAGAUACUGCGAGCAAUAAUCAUGCAAAUAAAGCUACUUCUAAUUUUGUAAGGAUUUAUGUAAAUUGGGCUAUAGCGAAGGAUCAGAGUCAGCCAAUGCGAGCUAGGAUCGCCGGACGGGUCACACCGAGCUUAAAUCGACCCUUGAACAGCCUGGAGAUGAUAGAGUUGCCCUUAAGCGUGCAACCUACGUUGAUCGCCUGCUGCCAGUGCACUGGAAACUUAUUGGUAGCCUCGGAAAACAGCGCUAUCCUGCACGAAUUCAAGAUUGAGAUGCAGCAAGUGUCAAAGAUAAAAUUUAUAGAUUUUGAACCUAGACCAUGGUCGUUAGGAUUCACAUUCACACCUACGCGCAUGGAGAUCAUGGAGGAUUUUAUAGCAAUCAUGGAUAAUACGAAUUUAUCUGUUUUUCGUCUCACAAAUUCAAUGUACGAGGAUAUUGAUCAACUUAGCUCUUUAACUUCCACUUCUUCUUCCGUCGACAAGACAUCCAUAUCCACAGAUUCAUCUCUCCUAGAGAAUAGCAGUAGCCUUGGAAAUGAUGAUACGUCACUGCAGGGAACAAAUGUAAAGCACAAAUCUAUAGAUCAAGAUUGCCAAUACACGACACCUGAAAAUAACGAGACAGUGGUAAUUGGUGUAAAAUCUAAGGAUAAAAAGCACAAGGGCACAAAAGGAAAUACAUGGUAUAAACAAGAAGUAAGCGAUUUCAACCGAACAAAGGCAAGUAAUAAUAAGAAUUACAUAGAUUGGGAGAAUCUGAUAUGCAACGAGAAAGAAGAGUUGCAAAGGCUAAUCGCACAAGGAAUUAUUGAUCCUGCUUCGCAACCAUUGACAGUAAAUCUGCCAUUGAUAAGUUUAGAAAGGGCUAGUCCGGGUCACACUCUCAGUCCUUUUGUAUUAAAUUCAACAGACACGAGAAUUUUCAUCAAGACAACCUCUCCUGAUGUAGGCUGGUCUGAAAAUUAUAUGAUAAAAAAUUUAUUAUCUUUAAAAAUUAACGCUGGAAGUAACAAUGCCAAGAUAGACGGAAUUCUAGAGAUCUUCAGAUGCCUGGUGUUGAAACCAUUGUACAUGAAGAAGGAAUGUAACACUACCGGUGUGAAAAAAUCUAUGUUGCGAUCUGACAAAUACAGAUACUUACAAGGUGUAAGUUGUUUUGUUUGCACUACACAGGAGGGAUAUCUGUAUCAUUUCUCAGCGGCGAGCAGCAAUUCUCUGCAUCCGACGUGUCUAACAACUUAUCCCUUCACCGCACCUGUUCGUGAUGUAGCGCUGGAACACACAGUACUUCAUGCAUUAACCGAAGCUGGUCUUGAGUCUUACACAUUACGUCUUUCUCAUCAUAUCGCAAAAUUGUCGAACAACAUGGACGGCAUCCGAGCAACCUGUCCUAGUGUUAUUGAACCAGUAAGCUUGAUUGGUUUGAGACCGUUUCUGGGAAUACAGAAAUUGUUGCAUACAAAAAGCUAUAUAGUUCUGCUGGCUAAAGCUGACAGUUCUUGGACCAUGUAUUCAUUAAAUCUACCUAAAUUCGAGAAUGUGUAUUUUGAUAUAUUAAAUGUGGCAAAAAGUCACAAAUCUUCCAGUCCAAGCACUUAUCGACACUUGCUGGGAGAAGCACACGCUUUGAUACGCUUGGCAAAAGAUAUUUCCUACAAUGAUAAUGAGAAAUUUGACGAUGCAACGCACAAGAAUGAUCUCAAAUUAAAAAACCUGUACAACCAAUCAUGUGCGUUGCUUGCAGAUUACUAUAUACGAUCAGAGAUUGAAUCGGAUUGGGAUUUGUGUAUUCCUUAUUAUAAGAUGUCUGGGCUGAAACCUUCAGAAGUGUUAUCUAGGAAAUGCAGUCAGGACGCACCGGGACUUCUGACAUUCCUGACAGAUGCACUUCUCACAAUGAAAAGUGGACCUGAAGCGGACACACUUUUCCAAAGCUAUAACAUCAUAGAGAUUAUUUGUAAGUUGGAAAAGGAGGAUCUGUUGAAAUUGAUCUUUAGUAGUCCUGUGCUGAGGGAGUACGCCACCGAGAAAUUAAUAAAUCUUCUGCUGACACACGAAACCGACGAUAUUGUCAAACUCGCAUUGGCGCUCUUAUACAUCCAGGCCGAUAAACAGGAACAAGCGGAAAAAGCGUUGGAACCAGUUUCUGUGCGAUGUAUCAAACAAAUUGUCUUGAAACACUGGGAACUGCUGUUCGAUAUGACCGCGAUGAAAAAGAGGAGUUCCAUGAUCGCUACUUUCUCGGAUUUCGCCGGUACUUUAAUGCUCAUAAAGAACACCAUCUUCGCUGAUAUCCUAAUACAGAUAAUAGAAGACGAAGGUGCAUUGUCAUUGCACCAAAUCAUACAGGUGUUCCUGGAAUACUUGCCGUCGCGAGUUGGAAGAGACGGGCAUAACGCAGCCGCCACUUUGCAAGUUUUUCUUGAGAAAUAUCUACAGAAUUAUUUCAGUUCAAAAUUCAUGUUGGAGUGGCCACCAACUGUAAAUAAAAAUCAGAUACGCUCGAAUUUUGCUCUAAUUGAGGCGUUCAAAUUAUUAGUGCGAUCAUAUCUAGGCAAAUUAACUCAGACGAGAGUGUACAAAACCGAUUUCAAGGAGAAUCAAGGGGAAAACGAUAAAGAAUACUUCAUGUUCGCCAAGUAUCGACCGAGUUAUUUGAACAAAAUGCCGCCGUAUGCCAAAGAUUAUCAAAAAAUGUUAAGCAUGAAUGAUUUUAAGGAUUUAACAAAUUUUAAUAACGAAUCUGAAACCGAGAAGAUUAUACCUAAGGAAUUGUUUAAGUUGCAAUCUAUAUUGUCAUGCGAAUUUCUGCCGACUGAAUGUCUACACGAGGUUAAACAAUUUCUCGAAACGCAAAAUAUCGAUGGAAGUUUAUCUCUCAGGACAUUAUGCAUUCAAAAUACAGAAGAAGUGACAACAAUUUUAAUGGACAAUUGCCCACAAGCUGUAGUACAAUAUGCAAAGGAUAAAUAUACGAAGGACACUGAGUGGAAGAAUCUUAUUGAAUUAACACAAGACAAAAUUGCUACUUCAACGGCGCAACAGGAAUUACAACUUUUGUAUACACAAAUCAUGAAGGAGAUCCUGAAUUAUUUGCCGCAUGCAUUGCCUAUGAAAAGUCUACAUCGCAUUUUACCAAGAGAUGACAUGGCAGCAUUUCAAAGAUGCACCGAAAUGUGCAAUCAAAUUAUGCAUGCGGAUCAUGUGAAAUCGUUGAUAAUGGAAACCGGACAACAACUUUUGACAACUCUAAAGUUGUGAAGAUAGGGUUUCCAUUAAUUAUUAUUUAUUAGCUAAUUUCUAGACAAGGAAGUGAUAAUACCAAGGAAUUACGAAUAUAAAUUCCGAUAUCGCGUUUUAUGAUAUUGAAAAAGACUACUUUGUGUGCACUUAUACUCACAAAUUAACCAUUUCUACCAACGUUUCAGACAUAUGUUCCUGAUUAAUGCAGUCACGUAAGCUAACGUCCGUUAGUUAAUAAUUGUGCUGAUGUGCACGCAUUUUUAAUAAUAAAUAACUUUCAUCAAUUAUUAAAAAAAAUUCAAAAAGAGAUACUAUAUAAAUAGUAUUCGUCUAUAAUUAACUGUUGAAUUGUUCUAUAUAGAUAUAUUAUAACUAAAAAUGUAAAAUCUGUCCCAGAGCAUAGUGAUAUAAUAAUUUAUAUACAUAAAAUCUGAUCUAAAAUAAUACAUAUGGAAAUCAGAAACUUGGAGCACAUUAUAUCUAUGUAUAUGAGAAAAUGUUUAUAAUUAUUAAUUAAAUUUGGAAAUAAUUAUGCAAAAAUGUUUGAAUGCUCUAUAUAAAUUGUAUUAACAAUUUGCAGAUAAUUAUUCACCUAAUUUGUUCUGCUCUGGAACAGAGGGUAUGUCUUUAGGAAAUGAAUUUUACUAAAUAGUUUUUAUCAAAUCUGUUGAUCGUAACGAGUAAUUUUACGUAAUCGUUUUAUGCAAUCGAUUUUUGAGUGUUACAAAACGUGUAACUUUGAUGUGCCUUUAGCAAUAAUUUCUCUUUAUUGUAAAUCUAAUUAUGUUAGAAUGAUUAAUAAUAUUUAUAAUUCAUCAUACAAAAAUAAAUACAUAAUGAUCUAGUAGUUGCUUUUUUAGCCUA
Messenger RNA from Monomorium pharaonis (pharaoh ant), 5128 nucleotides. RefSeq names its product Hermansky-Pudlak syndrome 3 protein homolog. Lineage: Eukaryota; Metazoa; Arthropoda; Insecta; Hymenoptera; Formicidae. The coding region runs from base 761 to 4282 and encodes 1173 amino acids. Gene Ontology annotation, biological process: organelle organization. The record is from RefSeq and is a predicted model, not a curated record. Gene Ontology annotation, cellular component: cytoplasm. The transcript is spliced from 4 exons.